AUGCCAGCCCCAUCACUGCUUCAUCUGGCCACAGCCACAGCUAUCCGCUUUGUCAAAGACCUAGAUGAUCUAGGCGCUAUGCCAUACUCUCUUGCGCGUCCUAUCUUGCUUAAUAUCCAUAAUCCCGAAAAGCUGCACGCUAUGGAGCUCGCAUCCCCCCAUUUUGCCGAAGAAGAUGAAGAGCUAUGGCUUGAGCUCAUUAAACGAGACAUUCCCGAUUGGGAGAAGUACCAACUUCCGGAAAAUACGAACAACUGGUAUGGGGUGUACUGUGAUCUCUGUGACCAAGUGCAACGUUCACUUGACGCAGAUGCGGAGAGAAUGAAGAUGGCGAUUGAUGGCAUUAGUGCCAAGCGUGCACUUCUCACUCCUAAACUCAUCCCUGAGGGCAGGGGCUUACGCAUGGCUGGAUCCCGACCCUCUGUACGACAACGUCAUGCUACAUAUGAUCGUAGGAUGGUUGGUCAUGACAAGAAGCCCAGCAUAUUCCAGCCGCAGAAGCGCAACACUGCGCUCACAAUGCCUACGAAGUCUCUCAACAACCGUGCGUCGCAAGUUAAGCGUGCACCGAUCGGCUUGGUUGAAGAACACCGCCGCCCCACCGCCGAGCAGUCUGCACCACAGCCGAUGUCAAAGCCGCAACCACUUGCCCCACGUAUUAGCCGCCCCAGCAUGCUUCCGCCCUCCCUCCAGCACCCUAUGCUGGCUCGGAAUGAGGCGCGACUACGUGCGCUGACUUCCACCGCCUCUGCCUCAUCUUCCUCCCACUCAUCCCGUGUUGCAUCUAGCAGCAAUGCGCCUAGCGCAAAAAAGUCGCCAGGGGUGGCCACUGAGCACAAACUAAAGCGCCGUGCGACCUCCCCCCCUCAUAGUACAGAGACACCUUCUUCUUCCUCCUCUUCUUCAUCAACAUCAUCCCUCCCUGCCCCUCCCAUCUCUUCUCUUCCUUCCUCCCGCCCGCCUUCCUCCGGGCCUCCUCUUCCUCGACCGGGCGUCAUUCGCCGACGCCCGGCACCGAGCAUUUUCAUGCCUGCAAAACGACGAAAUUAG
Penicillium griseofulvum is the source of this 1050-nucleotide messenger RNA. Its product is annotated as elongin A domain-containing protein. The record is from RefSeq and is a predicted model, not a curated record. The transcript has 3 exons. Gene Ontology annotation, cellular component: elongin complex; nucleus. Gene Ontology annotation, biological process: transcription elongation by RNA polymerase II. Lineage: Eukaryota; Fungi; Ascomycota; Eurotiomycetes; Eurotiales; Aspergillaceae. The coding region runs from base 1 to 1050 and encodes 349 amino acids.